AUGUCUGGCCCUGACCCCACCACGACCGUCCUCGCGGUCCCCACGCCGCAGCAGGACGAGGCCGUCAGCGAGAAGAAGGGCCUUUCCACCGACGACGACGCCGUGAAGGCCUCGGGAAAAGAUGGCGGCUCUCUUUCUCCGGAAAUAAAGGAGGCGACCCCUCCGUUCGACCAUGCCAGCAGCCAGGACAAGGACACCGACGACGAGGGCCACAUCAUCAUCACGGGCGCCGACGCGGCCGCCCAUCUGCUGCCCAUGCGAGAUGAUGGCGAUCCUGCCUUGACCUUCCGAAGCCUGUUUCUGGCCACCAUCCUCGCGUGCUUCCAGGCUGUCAUGUACCAGAUCUACCUGUUCAAACCGACGGUCAUUACGAUUCAGGGCACCUUCAUCGUCCUCAUCGCAUACUUCUUGGGCAAAGCGUGGGCCUUCGUCUUUCCCCGCGGCGACCACCUUGUGGCACGAUGGCGCGAACGAGGCGGGCAGGGCAGGCCUCCGCUAGGGAUCUUGAUCGCGAAGUUUAUCAACCCAGGGCCUUGGGGUCUCAAGGAACAUGCCAUCUGCGCCAUCACGGCCACGUCGGCGUCCAAUGCCGCCGCCAGCGUCCAGGUCUUCGCCGCUCAGGAUCUGUUCUACGACCUGCCGCUCAGCGCCGUCACCGUCAUCCUGGCCGUCAUCUCCAUCGGCCUCUUCGGCUACGGGCUCUGCGGUUUGAUGCGCCCCAUCACCGUCUGGCACGUCGAAGCCGUCUACUGGAGCAACCUCCCGACCGUCAAGACGCUGCAAGGCCUCCACUGGCAAAACCUCAAGGACUCCAAGCCGCUGCGCUGGUUCUGGAUUGCCUUUGGCACCAUGUUCGUGUACGAGUUCCUCCCCGCCUACAUCUGGCCCUGGCUCAAUGCCGUCUCCAUCCCGUGUCUUGCUGCCAUGCACGCCACCGGCGAGAAGGCGGCCAUCCUCACCAACUUGUUCGGCGGUUCCGUGAACAACGAGGGUCUGGGCAUCCUCAAUCUGUCGUUUGAUUGGCAAUAUCUCACUUCGUUCAACACGUCGCUCCCCCUGAAGUUGCAGGCUCAUGCCGCGCUGGGCUACCUGGUUUGCUACGCCGCCAUGCUCGGAAUCUACUACAACAACGCAUGGGGUGCGAGAUCGCUGCCGUUCAUGUCGACCCGGCUGCUGACCCCGACCGGCCACAAUUACCCCGUGGCGGAGGUUUUCAAGGGAGGCGUGCUCGAUCAAGAGGCCUUUGCGGAACAUGGCGUGCCUCAGCUCUCCGGAAGCUUUGCAUACGCCAUGCUCAUGGCGAACGCCGCGAUCGGUGCCCUGAUUGUCCACUGCAUCCUCUUCUGGGGCGGCGACGUUGUCAGGGCGUUCAAGAGCGCCAGAGCCGGGAGGCACGACGACCGCCACCACGAACACAUGGUCAAACACUACAAGGAGGCCCCGCAGUGGUGGUACAUUGCCGUCUUGGUCAUCAGCUUCGUGCUCGGCCUGAUCGUCGUCACGACGCAGAACAUUACCAUGCCAGCGUGGGCCUACAUCGUCUCGUUGCUGCUCGGCAUCAUCGUGGCUCCCUUUAGCACCUUGUUGUUUUCGCGUUACGGCAACGGCAUCGCCACGAACAACUUGUCCAAGAUGAUGGCCGGCCUGAUGCUCCCCGAGCGCCCCGUCGGCAACAUGUACUUCGCCGCAUGGUCGCACAACGUCAUCUCCAACGCUGUCAACCUGUCGAGUGACCUCAAGAUGGGCGAGUACCUCAAGAUUCCACCGCGUGUCAUGUUCCUCACGCAGAUGUACGGCACCAUCCUGGGCGGCUUCAUUAACUACGUCGUCAUGAUCUCUAUCGUGAACGGCAACCGGGACCUGCUCGUCAACUCCAACGGCAACAGCUCCUGGAGCGGGGCCACGAUGCAGAGCUACAACACCAACGCCAUCUCUUGGGCUCUGGCCAAGUACAUGUACAAGGCUGGAACAAAGUACGAAAUGGUGCCCAUUGGCUUAGCCAUCGGCGCCGGCGCAGUGGUCGUGCACCGCAUUGUCGCCCACUUCGUCCCCAAGAUCCGCAACUUCUCGCUGUACGAGAUCAACCUGCCGCAGUUCAUCCAGUACGCCGGCUACAUCCCGUACAACGCGUCGCAGACGUGCGUCAUCCUGAGCCAGGUCAUCGGCGGCUUCUUCGUGCAGUUCUACCUGCGCAACUACCGCCCCCGCAUCUUCAAGGACUACUCGUACCUCAUCACCGGCGCCUGGGACGGCGCCAGCCUGUUCGCCCUCUUCAUUCUGUCUUUCGCCGUGUUUGGUGCAGGUGGCCCUUCCGUGCCCUUCCCCACUUGGUGGGGGAACAACGCGGACGGGUAUUACGAUUUGUGUCCUGUGUCUGAGUGA
Molecule: messenger RNA, 2382 nt
Organism: Thermothielavioides terrestris NRRL 8126
Lineage: Eukaryota; Fungi; Ascomycota; Sordariomycetes; Sordariales; Chaetomiaceae
Exons: 7
Coding region: 1-2382 (793 amino acids)
Biological process (GO): transmembrane transport
Molecular function (GO): oligopeptide transmembrane transporter activity
Source: RefSeq, a predicted model, not a curated record